This is a messenger RNA of Medioppia subpectinata, 1203 nucleotides long. The record is from the annotation of a GenBank genome assembly. Lineage: Eukaryota; Metazoa; Arthropoda; Arachnida; Sarcoptiformes; Oppiidae.
GCCCCCGAAAAGCCUGUUGACUACAGCAGUCAUAAAUUAAUCAAGAUAUUUCCCAAAAAUGUCAAACAGUUGGUCGACCUUCGUCGAUUUGGUUCCGACUUUAAGAUGGACUACUGGAACGCCCCGAUGCCAGACAUGCGUCCGGUGCUAACGCUAGUGCCGGGCGAGAAGAUCGGCGCCGAAUUUCUGGUGGCGCUCAAUAAGUCUCGCAUCGGGUUUGAAGUGACGGCCGAUAACUUCCAGAAGAUGUUGAACGCCGAGAGGGACGAGAAUAGCAGGAAUUUGCGGCGAUUCCGCUCUUUCUUCGACUAUCAGUCCACUUAUCACAGCUAUGACGAGAUUAUUGCCGAAUUACAACGAGUUAGCACUAAUAACUCUAAAGUGGUGUAUAAUAGUAUGGGAAAGUCAUACGAAGGCCGACAGAUACCAUUCCUCACCAUAACUAACACCGAUGUUAAAGAGCCCAAAAAGACUAUAGUGUUUGAGUGCGGUAUUCACGCUCGUGAAUGGGUACGUGUGUCGACGGCCACGUGUCUAUGGAUGGCCAAUACACUGAUCACGGACUCCAUCAAUGAAGAGUUGCUCAAAAAGUUUGAGUUUAUAGUUAUUCCCAGUUUGAAUCCGGACGGAUAUGUGUACAGCCAUACAGUGAAUCGCAUGUGGCGUAAGACACGAUCGCCACAAAGAGGCGGUCAGAGAGGCGCUGAUCCUAAUAGAAAUUUUGAUUCGCACUUCGGACAGGCGGGUACUCAACUGGACCCGAGCGGUGAGGCGUAUCCGGGGGUCAAGCCAUUCAGUGAGGUGGAGACCAAAGCGCUGGCCAAUCUGGUGCUGUCCAAACGUGGUCAAAUCGCCGCAUACUUUGCCAUCCACUCGUUCAGUCAGCUCUGGAUGUAUCCGUACGGUUACACGUCUGUCCCGCCGCCCAAUUACGCCCAACUCGAGCGCUUGUCCACCCGAGCCGUCGACGCCAUUCGGGCCACAAGUGGUCUAGUAUUCAAUAAGGGAACCAUUGCUCGCACUAUAUACAAAGCAUCGGGCAGCAGUAUCGACUGGGCCUACGAUAGCGCAGGUUGCAAAGUAGUGUUUGCUCUCGAAUUGAGAGAUAAAGGCCAAUAUGGUUUUAUUUUACCACCAAGCCAAAUACGCUCGGCUGCUACAGAGACCUGGGCCGGCAUAAAAGCGGUACUUGGUGAACUAUGA